Messenger RNA from Hydractinia symbiolongicarpus, 1922 nucleotides. Its product is annotated as 5-hydroxytryptamine receptor-like. The transcript is spliced from 2 exons. Lineage: Eukaryota; Metazoa; Cnidaria; Hydrozoa; Anthoathecata; Hydractiniidae. The coding region runs from base 498 to 1697 and encodes 399 amino acids. The record is from RefSeq and is a predicted model, not a curated record. Gene Ontology annotation, molecular function: neurotransmitter receptor activity; G protein-coupled serotonin receptor activity. Gene Ontology annotation, cellular component: dendrite; membrane. Gene Ontology annotation, biological process: G protein-coupled receptor signaling pathway, coupled to cyclic nucleotide second messenger; chemical synaptic transmission.
CCCGAUAAGGUAAAUUUUAUCCUCCUAACCACAUGAUUCCGUGACGUAUAAACAGUUUUUUUCGGGUAGAUAUUAAAUCGUGGUGAUAAUCCAAACAGUUAAUGCGUUUUAUGUAUAAAAUGUAUAGUACUUUCAAGAAGUCUGUCUCUAGCACAGUUGAACUGCGAACCAUGAAUAUAUAAUGUAAUCUAUCAUGAUUCAUGCAUCGAACCCAGAAAACCAUACGGAAAUCAUUCAUACAUGUUUAAAUACGAAGAGAUUGCAUAAUCGGGAUUUUCGGGUUAACAACAAGUUACUGAUAUUUGAUCUGUUUUUUUUUAUAUAAAGGAAAUGAAACCUCAGUAUAUCAUGCUUCGUCUCAUGUAAUAACAACACGCACUUUCAUUGUAAACAUACUUGUACCCAGACUCCUGGAUGAAUGACAACUUUCUUGUUAUGAUGAAAUUAGCACAGUUGUGUGAUAUCAACAUCGAGUCCUGGUGGUUGAUAAAAUCAAAAUGGAACCUGGUUCACAAGAAUACAUAAUUGUAUUCUCUGGGGGGAUUAUGAUCAUAAUCCUUUUAUCAUUAUUUGGAAACACGCUGGUAUGUUUCGCCGUUUAUCAUUCAAGAAAUCUUCGCGCUGGGGUUAAUUAUCUUAUAGUCUCGCUUGCUGUUGCAGACAUUUUAAUAGCAUCAAUAGCAAUGCCGAUAUGGCUGUUCUUUGAAAUAACAGCUUUUAAUCACCUAUCCCAUAAUACAUCACUCAUACUGCAUAACAUUUGGACAUUUAUAGACAUACUUGGUGCAAUAGCAUCAAUCGCCAACUUGACAGCAAUAAGCUAUGAAAGACUUUGGUCUGUGUUUUCACCAUUCAAACAUCGACGUUACAUGACGAGCUUCACAGCUGGGGUUACUAUCUUUAUUGUAUGGGUUUACGCUGUCAUAGUAGCAGCGACAAAUCUUAUGCAUAAAGACUGGGAAUAUGUGACAAUCUACACGGCUUGUAUUGGUUUCUUUUUCCCUCUCUCGUUGAUAAUAAUUGCUUACGUGUGCAUUUUUAUUAUCGUUAAUAAAAGUCCACGCAAUGUUAUUUCACAGCAGGAUAAUUCACGAAUCAACCGGACCAUUUGUAUUAUCGUGGGUUUAUUUAUUCUAUGUUGGGCACCUUUCUUCGUUACAUCUCUUCUUUUACACAAAUGUUUGAGUUGUUAUAUGUUUAUCAUUGAAAAUUUAUGGCUUCGCUCGCUCAUCAAAUGGUUGCAUUAUUUUAAUAGCUGCUUAAACCCGCUUGUUUACGGAAUUGCAAACGCGCAAUAUAAAGAUGCGUUUAAAGCAGUUUUUCGACAAAUGUGUUUCCGGUUUGUGUUUAAAAAUCAGAAUGAGAAUAUUGAAGAAUUAAACCUACCCAUAUAUUAUCCAAGACAAGUGUCUGAAACUUCAAAAGCACUAUGUAUAGAACUCACACCGGAAGAGAAAGAACCAGAUGGUGCAAUUGGUGGAUUUCGACCAAUCAAUGAGCUUCAAGAAGAUCGCUAUUUACCAGGCGACUACCGAGCUUUGCCAAGUUUUCCAACGCCAAGGAUGAAGCGCUUACAUUCGAAUAACACAACCACAACGGAGGAGAGUUUGUUAGGCGCGAAUUGCCUUGAUGAUACAGAAGCGUUACAGAGAGCUUUACUUAACCCGGAAUCACUAACAAGAACAAGUUACAUUUAAAUUUUCUUACAACCUCGAUAUAAUUUAAAACUGUGAAGCGUAUAUUUAAAAAAUACAAUGUACAACUAUAAACAUUACUCCGUAUUUUUUAUAAAAACUAAAGACUAAAAUUGGAAUUUAAUUCUCUUUUGCUAGAUUUUUUUAUGGAUAACAUAUUUAUACCUGAUGCUUCUGUAUAUAAAGGUCAUGUAUUAUACUUUUGACAAGAUAUCAUAUUACAUUUUU